AUGGAAGCAAAUAGUGUUGUUUUAUGUGACAAUCUAAUCAAAUGGUUGCAGACUUUGAAUCUAAAUGCUAAACAUGCUACUCCAUCAGAAUUGUCAGAUGGUGUCGCAAUAGCAGAAGCACUCACUCAAAUAGCACCCGAAUACUUCACCUCGAAUUGGAAUUCCAAAAUUAAAACUGAUGUUGGUCAUAACUGGCGGUUAAAAGUCAGCAAUUUAAAAAAAAUCUUAGAAGGAGUAGUGGACUACCACCAGGAUAUACUGAGUCUGAGUCUUCACGAGUUUUCUAGACCAGAUGUUGUUAAUAUCGCUGAGCAUGCUGAUCGGACGGAUUUGGGGAGACUGUUGCAAUUGGUGCUUAGUUGCGCAGUCAACUGUAUUAAGAAAGAGGAAUACAUCACUCGUAUUAUGGAUCUGGAGCUAUCGUGCCAGCGUUCGAUAAUGCAGGCUAUACAGGAGUUGGAGACGAUAACGUUGGGUCCGAAUCGUAACAGCAUUCACUCGGACACACCGACCGUAGAACAGACUGAUGCUGAUAUGAGAGAAGCGCUCGCUCAGAGAUGUCAUGAGCUCGAUACACAGGUGAAAAUACUUCAAGAAGAGAAGAUGACGUUAUUGAGCGAAGUCAGUCGCCUGACUGCGGCGAGAGUGGAAGGUGGUGAGGAUAAUAAAGAUUUGGAUGAGGGCGGGGCUUCAUUAGGACCCGCCCACGCUGGUACUCUAAGGUACAGCAAUAUGCGAGCUCAGCUUGAUGCUUUGAAGGAUGAACUGUAUAAAGUUGAACUACAGAGGGACGACCAGCGGGUCCGUGCCGACAACUUGGAGCGGGAAUUGGCUAUGACCAAGUUGAAGAACGAAGAGUUACAGGUGGCUGCAUCAGAGAACGUGGCUCUUAAAGAUGAAGUGGACGCACUAAGAGAGACGGCUGCCAAGGCUGCGGCUCUGGAGGCCGCGGUGGCUUCAUACAAGAAGAGGAUGGAGGAACACGUGGAUCUUAGGAGACAGGUGAAGCUGUUAGAGCGCGCUAACACUGAGCACGUGCAGCGAGCUAUCGAACACGAGCAGGCGGCGGCGCGUGCGCAGGCGCUACGGUCACAGCUUGAUAUAUAUAAGAAACAGGUGACGGAUUUAAACGAGAAACUAGACGCGGAGAUCACCAAAGCGGAUAAGCUCGAGAUAGAGAACAAAAAACUGAGCAGUCGCGGAGCCUCACUACAGAGGGAGAGGGACGCGCUACUGGCUGAGAGGGACACGCUGAGGGAAACAGUGGACGAACUAAGGUGCUCCACCAUCACUGUCGGUGCAAGUGAAGAUAAUGUAUCUCGGGAGUUGAUACCGCACGAUCUGAAGGAACGAAUGAUAAGGUUGGAACAUGAGAACAAGCUGUUGAGACAGAACCAGGGAGCGCAAGCGGACCAGGCCUCUGUACAGGCGCUUCUAGAAGACUACGCGUCUCGUCUUGAAAAGCAGCGCGCUUUGAACCGUGAAGCGAAUGCUCGUAUAAUGCAGUUGGAGGCGGCACUGGAGCCCGCGCCCUCCAGACCCGCCGUUGACGACGCCAGGAAAUCCCUACAAAUUGAAGAUCUUCAAACAGCGCUAGCAGACAAACAAGCACAAGUGAACAAACUACAGGAAGCAUUAUCUGCGCGCGAAGCAGAACUACUAGCUACUGAGGAUAAAUACAAGAAAUGUGUGGAAAAGGCCAAGGAGGUUAUAAAGACAUUGGAUCCUAGGACUACUGGUCAGCAGUCUUUAUCGGAUAUUACGUUGGGAUACACUCGUGGCGCGGGAGUGGCGAGUGCGACUAGUGCUUCUGCGUCCCGGGCGGAGGGCGCCACUAACAAUAAUAAUAGACACGAAUGGAGUGGCAGCGGCAGCGCCAGUGGUAGUGAAGAGAGUGGUCGUUGUGUGAACGAGCAACGUCUUCUAGCGUCCGCCUGGUACCAGCUCGGCGCUAGGUGCCACCGCGAAGCUGUUGAGUCGAGGUUCGCUCUACUGUCCGCGGGUCAUUCAUUCCUGGCCCGCCAACGACGACAGCCCCCUCGCCCUAGACCAGCGCCCGCACAAUGA
This is a messenger RNA of Danaus chrysippus (African queen), 2067 nucleotides long. The record is from the annotation of a GenBank genome assembly. Lineage: Eukaryota; Metazoa; Arthropoda; Insecta; Lepidoptera; Nymphalidae.